This is a messenger RNA of Arctia plantaginis, 366 nucleotides long. The record is from the annotation of a GenBank genome assembly. NCBI's taxonomy places the organism in Eukaryota, Metazoa, Arthropoda, Insecta, Lepidoptera, Erebidae.
AUGAUUACGAUCAAAAUGCGUUAUUUUAUCAUUGCUGCCGCUAUUAUCGCACUGGUCCAAGCGAGACCUGGACUGUUAUUUGCCCAGCCAGCCUUCCAACCUCUUGGAGUGCAAUAUGCAUCAACAGGAUCUGUUGUACAUCCUCAUCCUGCCGUGGAACUCAACGCCGCCAGCGAAGCUUUGCUACCCAGAAGUCUGUUGAAAUCCAGAGACUUUUAUGACAACCCAGCUAUCGCUGCUGGACUCGCUCAGGAAUCAUGGUUCACCAAAAAAGAAAUGCAAGUCGUUGAGCGAGAAGCAGAGAAAAUUCCUCGUCAGAACAUAUACCAUAUUGUGAAAAAUGCCGGCUUUUUGGAUAGGCACUAA